Diachasma alloeum is the source of this 1869-nucleotide messenger RNA. RefSeq lists its product as uncharacterized. The record is from RefSeq and is a predicted model, not a curated record. The transcript has 6 exons. The coding region runs from base 158 to 1780 and encodes 540 amino acids. Gene Ontology annotation, molecular function: nucleic acid binding; protein binding. NCBI's taxonomy places the organism in Eukaryota, Metazoa, Arthropoda, Insecta, Hymenoptera, Braconidae. Gene Ontology annotation, cellular component: SCF ubiquitin ligase complex. Gene Ontology annotation, biological process: SCF-dependent proteasomal ubiquitin-dependent protein catabolic process.
UCCCGGCAAAACAAUGUGCGUGCCGUGACCGUUGGCGUUCUAAACAAACUGAAAGUGUUUUUAAACAACGAAUACAUCAUUAUUUAAACAAUAAAGCAAACAUUGGGGAGAGCAGUUAUUCUGUUGAACAGAUUAAUAAAUAUUGAAUGACGACACAAUGGCACCUGUAAAAGUCAUCGUGCAGGGGAUCCCCAUGAAGACCGAUAAUCCCAACAGUCCUCAAGGCCAGGACAAUGACGAUAAAACCAAACUGGAGAAGUUGUUCUCAGUUUAUGGCCCUGUCCAAUGUCGAUACUUGUGGUCGGAUGCCUCCGCCUACGUUGCUUCAUCCCCAUUCAAGAGACAAAGAAUGGUGAGGAAUGAAAAAGCCCUGGACAAUUUCGCUCACAUUCUUUUUAAGAAUCCUGAAGACGCUGCGAGGGCUUGUGAGGCGGCUGGUAAUCACCAGAUCAAAUUUGAUGAGCACAUUUUGACUUUGACUCCAGUAUCUGGGUCGUUGGUAUCGAUUCAGGAGUUGGAUGAUCACUGUCUCAUUAAGAUAUUUUCACUUCUCGAGACGAAACAGCGUUUGGAACUUGAAGAAGUCUGCAAACGCUGGCAGAAAGUGGCAAAAGUCAGUUGGUCUGAUGUCGAGGAACUUUCUCUGAAGUGGGUUGAUCACACCGACGAGGACGUCGAAAAGUAUCUCACCAGAUGCGGAGAAUACCUCAAGAAAUUCGAGUGCAAGGUUGUCUCUCCAGUUGUUCGCAAUUUAAUUCUCAAACACUGCAAGCAAAUGGAAUCACUGGAUUUGGAGAUCAACUGGGAAAUCGAGGGUGAGAAUGCCUUGACCAGUAUGUUCAAGGGUCUCAGGAAGUUGAAGAGCCUGACCCUUGAUCACACCAGGCUCCUGGAGUUUCGUUUCCUCCAACGACUACCCAAAUCCAUGGAGCACAUGAAUUUCUUCUGCAGCAGUUCCUACAAUCGUCCUUUCAGUUUUGACUUUCGCAAGUUUACAAAUCUUAGAAGCCUCUCUCUGAGUGGAUAUGUCCUAUAUGGCCAAGAAAUCCUGGGGAUUGAGAACAUGGAAAAUCUGACUGAAUUGGAUUUUACCAUGAGCAGCACUUAUCGCUAUUUGACCAGGAAAUUCCAGUUUCUCACGAACCUGAAGGUCCUAAAAAUUCCACAAUCAGGAAUUACUGACGACAUCCUCAUGAACAUCAUCAGGAACAAUCCUGCACUUGAAGAGUUGGACAUCAGUGAGGCACGAGCUAUAACAGAUAGUUCAGUCCGUCUGGUGUCGAUGCUUGAGCAUCUCAAAGAGCUGAAUGUAUCAGUGACACGUGUGACCCUCACCUCCGUGGGCGCAAUGCCAUCACUGGAGUCCUUGAGCUGCCAGGAGUGUCGCAACUUGAGGGACCACACAGUUGGGAGAUUGAUCGAGCAAGCACCCAACCUGAGCCACUUGGAUGUGGCUUUUACUUCAGUGACACCAGCUGUCUUUACUAUCGCCAGUGAAGCCCUGAAGAAGAGGGCUAACUCUGUUUCCCUGGAAUUAAGCACGGAUUACAAGUGUGGGUUGUUGGACGGUGUUAAAGAUCUGUCACCACUACUGCGCGUUGAUUGGGACCAAUGUCGUCAUCGUUCCAUUUACGGUGACAACAAUUAUUCUGUCAAACCUCUGAACGAUGAAUGCCCUGAGGGAGACGAGUAUCUGGAGGAACCCAGUGAGAGCGAUGAGGGCAGUUCCGAUGAGAACGCAGACAGCUUUGAUGAUGAUAGGGAGGAUGAGGAUGACUAAAACCACGAGGACAUUUCAAUUCAGUAGCGAUGUGGUAAAAUCGUUCAAGUCGACUCAUCUUCCACUUGAGUUUUUGAGGAAUAUUUCCG